Molecule: messenger RNA, 6298 nt
Organism: Thunnus maccoyii (southern bluefin tuna)
Lineage: Eukaryota; Metazoa; Chordata; Actinopteri; Scombriformes; Scombridae
Product: complement C3-like
Exons: 43
Coding region: 1-5268 (1755 amino acids)
Cellular component (GO): extracellular region
Molecular function (GO): endopeptidase inhibitor activity; protein binding
Source: RefSeq, a predicted model, not a curated record
AUGAAGGAUUUUAUUGAAAUAAAGCUUAAGUUAUUAUUUCUGAAUCUACUCCCCAGAUUUCAGCCAAUAAACAAAUACUGGGACCUCCAUUCUUUACCAUCUGACCCGAAGCACAAAAUCAGUUCUUCUGCAAGGUUUACUCUGCUUGCUCCAGACCUGCUGAGGACAGACAGUCCGGAGAACAUCUACCUGCAGUACGAAGGCAGUCUGUCCAGCCCUGUCACUGUCUUAAUCUCCAUCCAGGACUUCAGUAAGACAACCACGCUCCUCCAGGACUCCGUCAGACUCGAACCAGGAAAUGGCUAUCACGCUCUCAAGACUAUACAGCUGUCCUCGGACCAUUUCGAUCGUGAAGACAAAAAGAACCACUUUGUGUAUCUGACCGUGAGGUUUGAGGACUAUCACUCUGAGGAGAGGGUAAUGAUGGUGUCUUUUCACUCUGGAUACAUCUUCAUCCAGACAGACAAACCCAUUUACAAGCCUGGAGAUACUGUACGGUUCAGAGCCUUUGUGUCCUCUCCAGCCUUUAAGGCCUUUGACAGCUCUAUCACAAUAGAUAUCCAGAAUCCAGAGGGUGUGGUGGUUAAGCAGAUCUUCAGAGUCAGAGCUGUUGAUGGCAUCCAUAGGGAAACUUUCAUUCUCUCCGAAAUUGUCAAUGAAGGAACAUGGACGGUGGUUGCCAAGUUUGACCACCGGCAGCAGAACACAUUCACCUCCCAGUUUGAAGUGAAGAAAUACGUGCUCCCAGCCUUCAAUGUUACAUUGACACCCAGGAAGUCCUUCCUCGACCUGGAUGACCGUGAGCUGGUAGUAGAGAUCUCGGCCAGGUACCUAUAUGGGGAGUCGGUCCAGGGGACGGCCUAUGUAGUGUUUGGAGUGAAGACGAACAACGAGAUGAGAAGGUUACCUUCAGUGAAGCAGGUGUCAGAUCUGGAUGGAGGAAUCAUCAGGCUGAGCAUGGAGGAGAUCAAGAGAACUUUUCCUGACAUCAGAUCUUUGGUGGGCGACUCUGUGUAUGUCAAGGCCUCUGUCCUCACCAAGUCAGGCAGUGACCUGGUUGAAGCCCAGAAGACCGGCAUUAAAAUUGUGGAGUCUCCUUAUGUUGUAUCCUUUAAAGACAUAUCAAAGUACUUCAAGCCAGGUCUACCCUUCGACUUCACAAUCCAGGUUAGCCACCAUGAUGGUUCCCCAGCCCGUAACGUCCCGGUAAAGCUGAAUCUGCUGGACGAGCCCCUGGUCGUCAGCUCCGGCACAGCAAGAGCUACCAUCAACAUGCCCAACGAUCAAAGCCCAAAAACCAUCAUUGCUGAGACCACACAGGCCGGCCUGAGACCAGAGCAGCAGGCCAAACAACAGGUCAAUGUUCAGCCCUAUGUCCCCUAUAGCAUGAGCCAACGGAAUUACCUAUACAUCUCCACUGGGACCAAUAUUGUGUCUGUAGGGGACAGCCUGUCCAUGUCACUGACCAUCAGUGCUGCAGACCAGGACCACAGAGACCUCAUUAAGCAAAUCACCUACAUGGUGCUCAGUAAAGGCAAAAUCAUCCUUGCUAAGCGUGUGGAUGUGACUGGUCACGUGUCAACCCAUGUCAGGCUGACGGUCACCUCGGAGAUGAUGCCGUCGUUCCGUUUCGUGGCGUUCUACACCAUUCCCUGGUCCAGGCGUGAAGAGGUGGUGGCUGACUCUGUGUGGGUGGAUGUGGUAGAUUCCUGUGUUGGAGGGCUUAAAGUUGGGCCGGUGGACGGCAUACCUCGUGACUACGAGCCAGGGAAGACCUUUGAUUUCAAGGUCAGAGGUGACCCAGGGGCAAAAGUCAGUCUGGUGGCUGUGGACAACGCUGUGUAUCUGCUCAACAAGGACAGACUCACACAGAGGAAGAUUUGGGACGUGGUGGAGCAUGGCGACAUAGGCUGCACGCGAGGGGGAGGCCGAGAUGCCAUGAAGGUGUUCACAGAUGCAGGAGUGCUCUACACCUCCAGCGCUGGGUUCAAAACCCAAGCCAGACAAGCCCUGCAGUGUCCAGGCAGUGCCAGAAGGAGACGCUCUGCCGAACUGUUACGACGUAAAGCCCAGCUGGAGAGUCACUACAAGGAAAAGCUGCAGCACCGUUGCUGUAAGGACGGCCUGAGGGAGAUCCCCAUGCCGUACUCGUGCACGCGACGCUCCCUCUACAUCACUGAGGGCUGGGAGUGCAUCCGAGCUUUCCGCUACUGCUGCGCCACCUACAGGGACCAGGUGUUUGAUACCGAGAUUCCCACCACCCCACAACCCACCACCCCACAACCCACCACCACCCUUCCACCCAGGCCCACUUAUCCAUCAUUUGAUCGUAGUUUUAUGGGUCUCGGCAGAGAGAGGAUACCCCUCUCCCGGCACAACUUUGAUUGGGGAGCUAGACGUGAAUCACCUAGGCUAUCUGCACGUGAAGGGCAUUUUUCCUUUACGGAUAACAACAAAAUGGGAGAAGAGAGAAGGGUAAUGAUGUCGAGUCCUGUGAUGGAGGAAGAGGAAGAGGAGGAGGAGGAGGAGGAAGAUUGGGAUUACCUGGAUGAGAGUGAGGUGUAUCUGCGCUCCAAGUUCUUCGAGUCUUGGCUGUGGAAGGAUGUUGACCUGCCCAGCGAGGCCGACAGAGACGGAUUGGCGUCUGAGACUGUGAGUCACCCAUUACCUGACAGCAUCACAGAGUGGGGAGUUAUGGCAGUCAGUACAUCACCUCAAACAGGUUUCUGCGUUGCCCAGCCUUACAACAUCAGAGCAUGGAAACGUUUCUUUGUGGACCUGAAGCUGCCGUAUUCAGUGGCGAGACACGAACAGAUUGUGAUUAAAGCCGUGGUCCAUAACUACGGCUAUGAUGACCUGGAUGUGCAGGUGGUGCUGAUGAAGACCGAAAACAUGUGCAGCAUCGCCUUCAAGGGCAGACACACACAGGAAGUUACGGUGUCGGCAGGCUCUUCUGUAGUGGUGCCUUACACCAUCAUACCGCAGAUAGUGGGGAAGCUUCCUCUGGAGGUGAUGGUGGUAGGCAGGGACAUAGGAGGAGAUCGCAUUCAGAAAAGCCUAAAUGUGGUGUUGGAAGGAGUGCAGAAAACUGAAGUUUGGAGUGUGGUGUUGAACCCGUCUGCUGAAGGAGGAAUGCAAACAGUUCGUAUGGGCAAGAUUGAACUGGAGUCAGUUGUGCCAAACUCUGUGCCGGAGACAUUCAUCAAUGUCAGAGGGAAUGUGUUGGCAGACAGCAUUGACAAUUCUAUCAGUGAGGACUCUCUGGCGUCUCUAAUCCAGAUGCCUGGCGGCUGUGUGGAGCAGAACUUGGCCCGCAUCACUCUGCCGCUCAUCGCCACCCUCUACCUGGACCGAACCAACAACUGGGAGAGCGUGGGGGUGCAGCGCAAGGCCGAGGCUCUCCGCUACAUCAAGAGAGGCUACGAGAACCAGCUGGAAUACAGAAAGAGUGAUGGCUCCUACCCCCCCUACAGGAGCGAAGGUGCAAGCACAUGGAUCACAGCGUACGUGGUGAAGGUUUUCUCCAUGGCUUACUCCAUCGUUGGCAUCGACAAGCAACAAGUGUGUGACCCUCUGCUCUACCUGGUGAACAACAAACACAAUUCUAGGGGACACUUCGUGGAGGACAACCCAGUUUACAGCACUACCAUGAUUGGUGGUCUCCGUGGUGAUGACCCUCAGACGACCCUUACAGCCUUCGUCCUCAUAGCGCUGGCUGAGGCGCAGCAGGCGGGAAUCCGCUGCAGUGGUCAAAACAUAGAGGUAAUUAUGCAUAAGACAGCCCAGUACCUGAAGCGUGCACUGAUGACGCCGGGGAGGAGACCAUACACGGUGGCCAUUGCCUCAUACGCACUGGCUCUGCAGAGAAAAGUCUUCAACCCGACACAAAUUUUACUGAAAGCUGCAGCUCCAGGUGGCAGCUACUGGCCCGACAGUCAGAACACCUUGUUCGCCCUCGAGGGGACCGGCUACGCCUUGCUGGCUCUAGUGAAGCUGGGCCGCAUGGCCGAAGCUGCAGUGCCCUUCAAAUGGCUGAACAGCCAGCGGAGGAGAGGAGGAGGCUUCGGGUCUACUCAGUCCACCAUGGUGGUACUCCAGGCGCUGUCAGAGUAUCUGAUCAACAAACCUCCUCCCGAUGACCUCAGUCUGGAUGUGGACGUCAAAAUAACGGGGCGCAAGGAAAUCUUGUACCAUUUCAACCCCAUGACUGCUUAUGCUGCUCGCUCUACCAGGCUGCCUGCUGAUCUUGGCCUGGCUGUUGAGGCUCGAGGGAACGGACAGGGAAUACUGGAGGUCGUGACCUAUUACAACCAAGUGCAUGAGGUGGAUGAGAAAAUGCCCUGCAAGCACUUUGAGCUCAGUGUCACCAUCGAGGAAUCAAGCGAAAAGCCUCCAGAAGAUGUAGAAAAGUCCUACCAGAUCACCAUCAAAGUGAAGGCUUUAGGACCCAGCGAUGUCAGGAUGGUGGUCCUGGAUAUCAGUCUGCCUACCGGCUUCACCCCCGACAACUCAGACCUGGAGAUGUUGUCCAACUCAGUGGACCAUUACAUCAAUAACUUCAAGAUUGUUGAUAAUCUAAGCGACAGAGGCUCUCUGAUCAUCCACCUGUUCAAGGUGUCUCAUAAAGAGCCAGAGAUCCUGAUCUUCAGGCUUCAGCAGAGCUUCAAAGUCGGCCUCCUCCAGCCAUCCUCAGUCACUGUCUACGAGUAUUAUAACCCAGACCACCGCUGCAGUCGUACGUACACUCCCAGCGAGGACAUAGAGGACCUUACUCAGAUCUGCAGCGACAACGUCUGUCGCUGCACACAGGGUGACUGCUGCAUCUCCAAAACUGACAAUGAAAACUUCCCCAGCAAAGAAAGAGAGACAUUUGCCUGCAAGAAGUUACAUCAUGUUUUCCAGGUGAAGGUGCUGAGUGUCACCAAGGGUUAUUAUGACAAAUACGAGAUGGAGAUCACAAAAGUUAUCAAGCUGGGUUUGGAGGCCGGAGUGGUAGUGGGUCAGAAGAGGUUUUUUAUGUCUCAUGGAGGCUGCAGAGAUGGGCUCAACCUGAAGCAGGGCUCUCAGUACCUCAUCAUUGGCCCCAAAGAGGACCAGUGGAAUAUUGAUAGCAGCACAAACGGAUUCAACUACAUAUUAGGGAAGGACACCUGGGUGGAGCGCUGGCCUUCAUCUGCAGAGUGCUCCAGCAAUCCCAGCCUGCAAGCUAAAUGCCAGAGCCUUGAUGAUACUGCAGAGGAACUGUCUGUCAACUCCUGCAGGCUGUAGACGUGUCUGAGAAGCGAUAUUGUGUUGGAAAGAUGAAAAAUAACUGUGUACACAAGGAUUUACUAGUCAUACAACCCAAUCUGUGCAAUAAGGACAUUUUAUUCAAAUGUAAUUUGUGUUUUCAUGGUGGAAAAGAGAACAGAAAGUGAUAAAGCAGUUAUAAUAUCAUGUUCCAUAAGAUUAUUCUGUACUGAUUAUAUAAUAUAAGAAUGAGGAAAAAGUAAAUACGACUGGCAACAACAAAGCAUAACAAAAUAUCCAAAUUUUCACAAUGAAUAACAUGUCUAACAUGAGCUAUGAAACAUAUUGUUGAUAUCAGGGUGUGAUAAAAACUGGAGAAAGACACCAUUUGUGUCAACCUUGAUACACAGGUCCUGUUCAUUAUGUUCUUGAGGUUUACAGUUAAACAAUUAUUCUUCAUUAUUUUUUGUGAAGAAGGUUGGCAUAAGGGCAGCAUGAAGUGUGUUUCUGUCAGAUAGAUUUUUAAGUUGAUCUAGAAGAUAGUCAGUGACUCAGCAGUCUGAACUAAACUGUGGAAACUGAAUGGGGUUUUCUUUUGCAUUGGUACUGUUGAACUUUUCUUCCUCACAUUUUCACUGUUGUCUGGACUCUCUCCAGGCUCACAUGAUUGCUUGGAGGCGAGAAUUACAAAAAAAUGAUUGGAUUUUCAAUUAUUUUACAUAAGGGGAAUUCCAGUUUCAAGAAACAUCUUAUUGUUUUUGUUUUGUUUGGUUUGGGUCAUUGUUGUUUUCAGUAGUAAUAACAUUGCACUCUCCAAGUUGAAUGAAAUAUAGGAACACAGCGGCAAGUAUUCACACAAUCAUACAGGUUUUAAACAAACAAAGUUACCAUAAUAUAAAUAAACAAAAAUAAAGAUCUAAAAUAAAAAAAUAAAUAAAAAUAAAGUGAAAUACAAUGCACACAAUGUUAUACAUUUCCUCUCAAUGUAUACAUUUAUUGUCAUAAUUAAAUUAAAACAUAUGUCAAAAGGAAAAUUCUUUAGCUUUUUUCUUUUGUUAAAGGUGCAAUA